This is a messenger RNA of Oppia nitens, 2822 nucleotides long. It is a transcript of the gene p115, whose product is annotated as general vesicular transport factor p115-like. Lineage: Eukaryota; Metazoa; Arthropoda; Arachnida; Sarcoptiformes; Oppiidae. Gene Ontology annotation, cellular component: endoplasmic reticulum; ER to Golgi transport vesicle membrane; cytoplasm. Bases 111 to 2783 code for a protein of 890 amino acids. The record is from RefSeq and is a predicted model, not a curated record. The transcript is spliced from 8 exons. Gene Ontology annotation, biological process: endoplasmic reticulum to Golgi vesicle-mediated transport; vesicle fusion with Golgi apparatus; transcytosis.
AAAGUCACGUAAUAUAUGUUGAAAUGUAAGCAAUUGUUUGACGAAAUGCCAAAUAAGCCAUAGAUUUGAUGACAAACUUAACACAUCUUAAGUGAAGAUAUCUUCAAGUGAUGGACUUUUUCAAGAGUGGAUGGAAUUCAGUUGUUGGAUCAAAUCCAGACACCAGUCAACCGACAGUUGCAGAAACAGUCGAAAGACUUGUCGAAAGAGUCGAGUCGUCAACUCUUCUUGAGGACCGACGCGAUGCCUGUCGAGCAUUAAAGUCACUGUCGAAGACAUAUCGGCUUGAAGUCGGUGCACAAGCCAUGGAUGCGCUAACAAAUGUCUUGCAAAACGAUUCAACUGAUACUGAAAUAAUGAGUUACGCCAUCGAUACUCUUAAUUAUGUCAUUUCUGGAUCAAUGGAUGAUAUACAAGACAAUACUGUCAAUGCAAGCAGUGGUGACUCAUCACCUGAUUUGGGCGUACAGUUCACUGAAAUAUUUAUAAAACGUAAGCAAAAUGUGUCGCUUCUGUUGGAACUAUUGGCCGAAUAUGACUUCAAAGUCCGUUGGCCUACAGUUAAGCUAUUGAUUGGAUUACUGAAGAAUAAGUUACGCGACUGUCAGGACUGUAUACUCGCUUAUCCGAUGGGUGUUUCCAGACUUAUGGACUUAUUGGCCGAUAGUCGUGAAGUGAUCCGAAACGACGCUUUACUACUUUUAGUGCAUUUAACGAGAAGUAAUGCAAACAUCCAGAAGAUUGUUGCCUUUGAAAAUGCUUUCGACAAACUGCUUGAGAUUGUUGCUCAAGAAGGAUAUAGUGAUGGAGGUGUUGUUGUUGAAGACUGUUUAAUAGUUUUGCAAAAUCUUUUAAAACUGAAUUCGUCGAAUCAGAACUUCUUUAAAGAGGGUUCUUAUAUUCAACGAUUGUUGCCAUUCCUCGACAUUCCUAAUGCCAGUGUUUGGAGCGCACAGAAGGCUACAAAUCUUUUGUUUAUGCUUCGAGUGAUGCGGACUCUUGUCUCACCUAAUAAUCCAUUACAAGUGACCACUUCGUGCCAGAAAGUUAUGCAACAGAGAGGACUUCUCGAGAAGUUAUGUUUUAUUUUGAUGGCCAGCGGAAUACCCGCUGAUAUUUUGACAGAAACAAUUAAUGCCGUAUCAGAAGUAAUUCGUGGUAAUCAUACUAAUCAGGAAUACUUUAGUACAGUUAACGCUCCGACAGUUCCACCGAAACCAGCAAUUGUUGUGUUAUUGAUGUCAAUGGUUAACGAAAAACAACCGUUUGAAUUGAGAUGUGCUGUUCUCUAUUGUUUUGAAUGUUUUUUAUAUAAAAAUGAAUUGGGUCAGGCUCAGAUUGUUCAAACAUUAUUACCAUCAUCUACUGAAGUGGUUGCCGUAACUGCUGGCCAAUUGUUAUGCGGUGGACUGUUUAGUCCCGAUGGUCUAUCAAAUUGGUUUGUUUCUGUAGCAUUAGGUCACGCAUUAGUGGACAAUACGACUCAAAAAGAACAACUUCUUAGAGUACAAUUGGCUACAGAAGUGAGUUCGGCUCCGAUUUCCCUAUUAAAACAUUGUUCGACUAUUUUACAAACGGGUGGCAACUUUCAGAAGCGAAUCAGUCUUCUAAUGUUGUUGUGUACGUGGCUAUCGCACUGUCCAUUAGCCGUCUCUCACUUCUUAAGUAUUCCUACAAACAUACCAUAUCUGACAUCACAAGUUGGUCUCGUAGAGGGCGAUGACCUGGAGAUCCUUAUACAAGGAAUUUGUGCUUUUCUUUUAGGAAUUUGCAUUCAUUUUAAUGACAACUCUGUUCCCAGUUUUACAAAAGAAGACUUGUGUCAAUUGAUUGUUAAGCGAAUUGGUUUAGAGAUAUUUUUGGAUAAAUUGGGAUUCAUUUCUAAGAGUGAAAGCUAUAGUCAAGCCGUACAGAAACCACAACUUUCAUAUAAACGCACUGAAGAUGUUAUUUUUGAUUAUGAAUUUUGUCGUCUUUUUAAAUCACUGGAAGGUCUUGUGAUUAAAUCAUUACAAUUAAAGUCAACUGAUUUGACAAAUGGUCCCGAAUCUAAUAUGACUGUUGAUGAACAUCGACUCCUUAAUCAGUAUAAAGAAGUGAUCCGAGAACAAGACCAGCAAUUGACUGUAGUUCGUCGUGAGUUCGGUGCUCUUAAAGAAGAGCACAGCAGAGUAUUAUUACAAUUACAGGAACAGUCAUCACAUAUUCAACAGCUGAAGGAUCAGAAUUCACUAUUAAAGGCACAAAAAACUGCUUCACAUUCUAGUCUAAGUAAUACAGCAAUUAAUUUGUGUACAAAUGAAUCCCAAAUAUUGGAUAUCAAUCCUGAAAACAACAAUAAUUGUGAAGAACAUAAACUUAAGAUUGAAAACCUUAUAAAGGAUUUACAGGAGAGAGACAAUACAAUAGCAGCUCUUAAAAACGAUUUUUCAAUCAAAGUACAAGAGUCUCAAGCAUUUAUCAGUCAAGAAAUACAAACUGAAAGUCCGGCAAAUAAUGAAAUUCUUUUAAAUGAAAAUAAAGAGUUACAAGAAUUGGUGACAAAAUUGAAGAGUGAUUUGCAAAUCAGUGAAAGUAACUCAUCUGACAAUGACAUGACUAUAGAAAGACAACAACUUGAAUCUGAAUUGGAAACGCUUCGUAAAGAACAAGAAGAUCUACUGGUUUUGCUCACAGAUCAAGACUCUAAGUUAGGACAAUAUAAGAAACGAUUAAAAGAAUUGGGAGAAACGGUUGAAGACGACGAUGAUAACUAUGAUAUCGACGAUUUAGAUAUUAAUUGAAAUAAAUACCAUAUUUUAUCAAAACAUUGUUUAUAUUAU